Condylura cristata (star-nosed mole) is the source of this 2711-nucleotide messenger RNA. RefSeq names its product arylsulfatase D-like. Gene Ontology annotation, molecular function: arylsulfatase activity. The record is from RefSeq and is a predicted model, not a curated record. The transcript has 6 exons. NCBI's taxonomy places the organism in Eukaryota, Metazoa, Chordata, Mammalia, Eulipotyphla, Talpidae. Bases 1 to 1206 code for a protein of 401 amino acids.
AUGAUCCGUGGGGCCACCUGGAAAGUCCACUACGUGACCCCGCGGUUCCACCCGGAAGGCGCAGGAGCCUGUUACGGGAGAGGGGUGUGUCCGUGCUCGGGGGACCAAGUCGACCGCCACGACCCGCCCUUGCUCUUUGACCUCUCCAGAGACCCUUCCGAAGCCCACGCCCUCACGCCAGACACGGAGCCCAUGUUCCAUCAGGUGAUAGACACAGUCUCCCGCGCUGUGGAACGGCAUCGCCAGACACUCACCCCAGUACCCCUGCAGCUGGACACGCUGGACAACGUCUGGAAGCCGUGGCUGCAGCCCUGCUGCGGGUCCUUUCCCAUGUGCUGGUGUGAUGAGGAAGACCCGGUCACCAGCCCGGGCCCUGCCCAUGACUUGGCUGUGGUGCUGGUGCUGCUGAGAGCACGGAAGCGACACUCUCUUUGCCGCAGCACGGUCAGGGACCCCGCAGGUGAGAUCCUCAACGCCAUCGAGGAAAACGGUUUGAAGAACACGACGUUCACGUAUUUCACCUCCGACCACGGGGGACACCUGGAGGCCAGGGAUGAGCGCGGCCAGCUGGGCGGAUGGAACGGGAUUAUUUGCUGCAGCAACCCCUUUGUGCCAUUGGUCAAGACAGGUGAUGGUGUGUGUGAGCAUGUGCAGGUCCGUGGUCCGUCUGGACCUGACUCUGCCCCUGUAUCUUGCCGCGUCAGGGUGAUAGAUGGACGCAGCCUGCUGCCCCUGCUGCAGGGGACCGCAGAACACUCGGCUCACGAGUUCCUGUUCCACUACUGUGGGAAAUACCUCCACGCGGCCCGCUGGCACGAGAAGGACACUGGAAGGCUCUGGAAGGUCCACUACACGACGCCCAGAUUCCACCCUGAGGGGGCCGGCGCCUGCUACGGCCACGGCGUGUGCCCCUGCUCUGGGGACGGCGUGACCCACCACCACCCCCCACUGCUCUUUGACCUCUCCAGCGACCCCUCUGAGGCACAGCCGCUGUCCCCCGAGUCUGAACCCCGGUUCCAGGCCGUCGUUGCCAGGGUGGGCCGGGCGGUAGAGGAACACCGGAAGACACUGAGCCCGGCACCUCCCCAGUUCUCAUUGGGCAACAUCGUGUGGAAGCCGUGGCUGCAGCCCUGCUGCGGGACGUUCCCCUUCUGCUCCUGUGAGGAGGAUGGAGACCCGGGUGGGGCCAUGCCACCAGCCCAAUAGGGCCAUGGGCCAGAGAACCAGACCUGGCAGGUGCUGGCGGGACGUGGGGAACACCCAAGCAUCCACAGAUGUGUGAUUGUAAUAAAGAGGUGAUUGUGAGGAAUAGUAUGCAGCCAUGAAAAAGGAAGUCCCGGUAUUUAUGGGGAUGGAAUAAGAAACAAACUCAGUGUCUUGCAGUGAUAUCACAGCACUGCUCGUGGCAGUCAAGACUCUGCAACACACACAAGUGUACACGGAUGUGUGAGUUUAAUAAAGAGGUGAGGUGCGGAAUAGUAUGCAGCCGUGAAAAAGGAAGCCCUGGCAUUUACGACCCUGGGGAUAGACUAAGAAACAAGUCAGCAUCUUGCAGAACUAUCACAACAGCCAAGACUUGGGAACACCCAAGUGUCCACAGAUGCCCGAUUUUAAUAAAGAGGUGGUCCCACGGACUAGUAUGCAGCCGUGAAAAAGGAAGCCCUGUUGUUUACGACCCUGGGGAUAGACUAAGAAACAGAUUUGGCAUCUUGCAGAGAUAUCACAGCACUGCUCACAGCAGCCAAGACUUGGGAACACCCAAGUGUCCACAGAUGCCUGAUUUCAAUAAAGAGGUGGUCCCACGGAAUAGUAUGCAGCCGUGAAAAAGGAAGUCCCGGUAUCGAUGUCCCUGGGGUCAGACUUGGGAGGCCGCAGAGUCCCAGAUGGCAUGAUCGCCCUUUGGGUGGGAUCAUCUGAAAUAAAACUUCCGUCAGAGAACGGCUGCGUGGUGGUGGUGACCGAGGGUGGUGAGUGGGGGGCCCCCAGUGAGACUCCAGGCUGCCCUAGACAGGAAGGGGCUGCUGUCCAGAAUGGGAAGUGAGAGUAUCACAGGGGAGCCCCAGAGAUGCCCCACCUCCCGUUCAAAAGCGGGGUGUGUGGCUAUAAGUACCCAAGUCUGCGAGUUUACCCCGUCACAGCAUCUGGGGUUUCACCGCUUCAUACACAACCUUGCAAAAUAGCAAACGGGCGGGUGCUUUUUCACGACUGCAUACUAUUCCCUGCCUGAGUCCUCAUUUCACGAGUUAGAAAUUGAGCAUCUUGGGGGCCUGUUCAUUGCAUCUUGGGGAGCCUGUUCUGAGCACUUGGGACUCUUGUUCUGAGCAUCUUGGGGGAGCCUCAUCUGAAUUCCUUGCCAGCACUUCUCUAAGAUUCCUGGAUUCUUCCGAGAAUCUCUUGAUUUCUUGGGCGGCCACAGACACCGCAGCCUCCGGCGCACAUGUAAAGGUGUUUCUGAGAUUCCACGAAUCCAAGGUGGUAGCGCCUGGCCUUGUCCUUUGAACGUAAAUCCCCUGCCUGUGAAUGCGGAAGGCGUGGAAUACUACGCAGCCACGAAAAAGCCAGCCUCUUGCCAUUUGCCGCAAUGUGGAUGACACUGGAGCCGCUUGGGGUCCGUGGAAUAAGUCAGCUGGGCAAGGAGGGAAGGAAAGCGGGCGGUUCCCCCUGGUGUGAAGGUCUGGGGUCUCCCGUGCCUGGGGGGCCCUCAGCAGACC